CCCAUCAGGUCCGCUCAUCAUCCGGCGCGGGGAAAAAGGGCUACUGUAGCCAUCACCAAGUUGGUAGCAUGCUUUAAAUGCAAUUUGAGGAGCACAAUGUGCGCUAGCUUGUGGGAAGAGGAGCUCGGGGUUAAUGGUCGUAUACAGGUUCGCCUAGCGUUCGGCUGAACAUCGGUAGAUGUUCGCGAUAGGCCCGAGCGCCCGCGUAGAAGCCUUCGACACGCGACUCCAUCAUCAACCUCUCCGCUCACACUCACUCUUCACUAACAUCCACUUGGCUGUCGCCACUGCCAUCAUCACUUCGAGCGACAGUGCCAUCACACCCGAAGAAGAUGGCGGACGAAGUGAGCAUCGACAAGGCCAACUUCCAUAACCGUCUCUCGACCCUCGUCACAGCGUGGAAGGCUGAUAAGCGCAGCGGCAACAACGUCUUCGGUGAUGUCGGCAGCAUCGCAAUUGUUAUGGGAAAGAGUGAUGAGGUGCAGAACUUCCACAAGGCAAAUGCCAUGCAAUUCUGGCUGUUGGGAUAUGAGUUCCCUGCCACGCUAUUCCUGAUCACAUUGGAAACUAUAUACAUGGUCACAACGAAGAAGAAGGCGAUGUAUCUUGAACCGCUGAAAGAUGGCGCGAAGAUGAACAUCGAAAUCAUGGUGAGGGGUAAGGACGUAGAAGAGAAUGGUAAGCAGUUUGAGCGGAUACUGGAGACGAUCAAAGCUGCGGGCAAGAAGGUCGGCGUAAUCACGAAGGAUUUGUCAGGCGGUCCUUUCGUGCAAGAGUGGAAGACAGCUUUUGCGGACAUCAGCAAGGAUGUUGAAGAGGUGGAUAUCAGCCCCGCCCUCUCCUCCGUCAUGGCAGUGAAGGACGAGAACGAGUUGCGCAACAUCAGGAACGCUUCGGUAUCGUCAGCCCACGUUAUGGCCGACUUCUUCGUUGACUACAUGUCCGACAUCUUGGACAAGGACAAGAAGAUCACGCAUCGAGCACUGAGCGACAAGAUCGCAAACAAGAUCGAUGACGAGAAGUUCUUCAAGUGGAAGAAGGCGCCGCAGCCGUUUGACGUCUCACAGCUGGAUUGGUCUCUCAACCCAACAGUCAUGAGUGGUGGCAACUUUGACAUCCGCCUCGCUACAGAGCCUGAUGACAACAACCUGCAUGCGGGCGUCAUCAUCUCGGCGCUAGGUCUGCGCUACCAAACAUAUGCGUCAACAGUGGCGCGGACAUAUCUUGUCGAUCCAAACAAGAGCCAAGAAAGCAUGUACAAGCUGCUUUUGAACGUCCAUGAUGCAGUGAUCAAAGAGUUGCGUGAUGGUGUUGCUGCGAAGGAUGUAUACAAUAAGGCUAUCUCCGUCAUCAAGGCAAAGAAGCCAGAGCUGGUCGAGAAGUUCGUGAAGUCUGUCGGUGCAGGCGUCGGCAUUGAGACGAGGGAUAGUCAGCUUCUGCUGAACGCGAAGAAUACACGCACGCUGAAGGAUGGCAUGACGUUCACCAUCACAACUGGCUUUACGGACCUCGAGAACCCGAAUCCGCAAGAUAAGAAGCGCGAUGCCAAGUACGCCCUCAUGCUGAGUGACACCGUCCGCGUGACUGCACCAAACGUUGGAGACGCGUUUGUCUUCACUCGAGAUGCGCCUACCGACAUUGAGAGCACUUCUUUCUUCUUCAACGAAGACGAGGAAGAGGACAAGAAGGAGAAGCCGAAGCCGAAGAAGGACCCUCGAGUGGGCGCUGUUGCAUCAUCAAAUAUCACCAAGACACGUCUUCGUGGUCAAGGCGCGCAGACGCAGAACGAGGAGAAGGAGGCUGCUCGGCGAGAGCACCAAAAGGAGCUCCACGACAAGAAGCAGAGAGAAGGCAAGGAGAAGUACGGCGAAGGUCACGGCAACCUUGACGGCACGCAGGAGAAGAAGUUCAAGCGCUUCGAAUCAUACAAGCGUGACAGCCAGUUUCCGAACCGGGUCAAGGAUCUCACGGUCCUGGUCGACUCGAAGAAUGACUCCAUCAUACUACCCAUCAUGGGCCGACCGGUACCUUUCCACAUCAAUACGCUGAAGAACGCCACUACGAGCAAUGAGGGAGGCUUCUGCUAUCUGCGCAUUAACUUCCUGUCACCCGGCCAAGGUGUAGGUAGGAAAGACGAUCAGCCGUUUGAAGAUCCGAAUGCGCAGUUCAUCCGCUCUUUGACCUUCCGCAGCAAAGACGCUGGUCGUAUGGAGGACAUCAAGGACCAGAUAACCGAUAUGAAGAAGGCCACUAACCGCAAGGAGCAAGAAAGGAAAGACCUGGAAGAUGUCGUGGAACAAGACAAGCUCGUCGAGAUCCGCAACCGUCGUCCGCUCAGGCUGGACAACGUCUACAUGCGCCCUGCGAUGGAGUCAAAACGCGUUAGUGGCGCAGUUGAGAUCCACCAGAACGGUCUACGAUAUCUCCACAUGGGAGCCGGUAGAGUUGACAUCUUGUUCAGCAACGUCAAGCACCUCUUCUUCCAGCCCUGUGUGGGCGAGCUAAUUGUCAUCAUACACGUGCACCUCAUCAACCCCAUCAUCAUCGGCAAGAAGAAGACGAAGGACUUGCAGUUCUACCGCGAAGCGACCGAAAUGCAAUUCGACGAGACGGGGAACCGGAAGCGGAAGCACCGGUACGGUGACGAAGAGGAGUUCGAGGCCGAGCAAGAAGAGAAGCGCCGCCGGGCGCAGCUCGACAAGGAGUUCAGGAACUUCACGGAGAAGAUCGCGGACGCGGGCAAGGGUGACGGCAUUACCGUCGACAUGCCCUUCCGUGAUCUUGGCUUCAACGGUGUGCCGAGCAGGAGUAGCGUGAUCGUACAACCCACAACGGACUGCUUAGUACAACUCACCGAACCGCCAUUCAUGGUCAUCACACUCAAUGACAUCGAAGUCGUACAUCUCGAGCGCGUGCAGUUCGGGCUGAAGAACUUCGACAUGGUCAUUGUCUUCAAGGACUUCACACGAGCACCUGCCCACAUUAACACCAUCCCCGUGGAGUCGCUAGAUGGCGUUAAAGACUGGCUGGACAGCGUUGACAUCCCUUAUACCGAAGGACCACUCAACCUCAACUGGGCGACAAUCAUGAAGACCGUUAUCGCAGAUCCGCACGCUUUCUUCAAGGACGGCGGUUGGUCGUUCUUGUCAACCGAGUCGGAUUCGGAAGGCGACGACGAGGAAGAAGAGGAGAGUGCUUUCGAGGUUUCAGAGGAGGAGCUAGCGAGUGAGGAGAGCAGCGAGGAUGAGAGUGAGUUCGACGACGAUGCGAGUGCGGAGGCGUCGGAGGAGGAAGUCAGUGAAGAUGAAGAGGGUGAGGACUGGGACGAGCUGGAGAAGAAAGCAGCAAGGAAGGACCGGGAGAGUGGGUUGGACGAUGUGGAGAAGAAGAAAAGUGUUCCGAAGAAGAAGAGGUGAAGGUGAGCUUGUGGAGGAUGUAAGUCUGCAGAGCUGGUGGCUGGCGAUCUUGCGAAUCCGUAGCUUGCUGAAGUUCAGCGCCUCCCGUCAAGGGCGACCUUCUUGGCGACGAGAAUCAGCGUCUUCUCAAUCUCGCAACCG
This is a messenger RNA of Baudoinia panamericana UAMH 10762, 3557 nucleotides long. RefSeq lists its product as uncharacterized. Gene Ontology annotation, molecular function: nucleosome binding. Gene Ontology annotation, biological process: positive regulation of transcription elongation by RNA polymerase II; transcription elongation by RNA polymerase II. The record is from RefSeq and is a predicted model, not a curated record. Gene Ontology annotation, cellular component: FACT complex. Lineage: Eukaryota; Fungi; Ascomycota; Dothideomycetes; Mycosphaerellales; Teratosphaeriaceae. The coding region runs from base 333 to 3416 and encodes 1027 amino acids. The transcript has 2 exons.